AUGCGCUUCACUACGCUAUUUCCCCUCCUCGCCGCUACAGCCCUCGCCUCCUCCGACUCCUCCUCAUCCUCAUCAUCUGCCGCCUCCUCAGAAGCAUCCCCCAAAGUAGAAGAGCCCACACCAGCCGGCGAAAUAUGGGCCGCCAAAUGGAAGGACGAGGAUCUCUCAUCCUACACCAAGCACUGUGCCGGCAGCACCACAUUCAAAGCGCAGAUCUACACCCUCGGGGAGAUGUACCCGACGCUGAAAGAUUUUGCGCCGCAGCUCAAAGUCUUCUACAAUAAGCAGCUUUACCCCGGAUCAUGGGAGGGCAAAGAUGUGCAUGGUGAGGGAAGAGAGCUAUUGAAAAUGCCGUUGGUGGAGUUACCGUUUGCGGUGCGGGAAUGGUUGACCAAGAGUCCCAAACAGCGUCACUUCAGCGUCCAGGAUGACACCGUCUUCUUCGCCCCGGGCGCCAUCUACCCCAUCCUUCCGCUCUUUGUCGAUGAGCCGGAAAGCGACAAGUUAUCCGAUUGCGACGGUUUGUACGAGGACCUUGAGAACUAUAGUGCAGAGCCCAAGGAUGGCGUUGUGCUGGGUAAGGUGGCGCACAAAAGCUUGGGGAAGAACGAGGUCGAGGUCACGCUUGAUGCGUUCCAAGUCAAGGGGGCGGCAGGGGCCAAAGAUGAGUUGUAG
This is a messenger RNA of Didymosphaeria variabile, 675 nucleotides long. RefSeq lists its product as uncharacterized. Lineage: Eukaryota; Fungi; Ascomycota; Dothideomycetes; Pleosporales; Didymosphaeriaceae. The coding region runs from base 1 to 675 and encodes 224 amino acids. The record is from RefSeq and is a predicted model, not a curated record. The transcript has 2 exons.